Molecule: messenger RNA, 1540 nt
Organism: Labrus mixtus (cuckoo wrasse)
Lineage: Eukaryota; Metazoa; Chordata; Actinopteri; Labriformes; Labridae
Gene: nudt8
Product: nudix (nucleoside diphosphate linked moiety X)-type motif 8
Exons: 5
Coding region: 11-1366 (451 amino acids)
Molecular function (GO): coenzyme A diphosphatase activity
Source: RefSeq, a predicted model, not a curated record
UGAGACUGAAAUGCCAGUUCACAUGACUCACAUGCUGCUUAAAAACUCAGGGAACCUGGGCUCAGGGUGGAGCUGGCAAAACAGGAUGUUUCGGGGCCCUCAGAUCCUGGCUUGGUCUUGCCCCAUAAGACCUCUCCUGAUACUGAGAGAAUCCCACCUCUCUGCGUUGUCUGAGUUCACUGGACCCGCAAGAGACUUCAAGGAGAGGAGAUAUGAGAGGGUCUGUGACAGUAAGGAGGGGUCUGAGACUGUAUCCCCUUCAGUGCAGCAGCCCUUAUGUAGCCUGAACUGUGAAACUCAUCAGCUGAGAAAAGCUUCAUUUAAAAACCUCUUAUCCAAUGCUAUUUUAUCCAGCGCACACCACCCCUCUAAGUUUCCUGCAUCUGUAAACGCCAAGCCAGUGUCUGAGUCUUUGAAAUGCAGUUUUGUGAAAGAUUUAGAUAAAAAUGUCAAAGCUGUGAGCUCUUACCCAGACUGUUUGGUCAACACAACAUGCCUUCGACCCCGGGGAAGGCCUUGGGACAUUUGCCAACCUUCACUCCUUCUUACCAACAGGAGUCAGUGCAAACUUCCUCACAGCAAUUUAUAUUACAGACAUCACUUAGUUAGACCUUUAAGCUCGUGUACACGUACACAAUGGCUAUUGAACCACUCUCACAAUGGACCGCACCCCUCCGUCCUCAAGUUUGACCAAGACAGAGCUCUUCAUCAGGCGGCCCCUCAUGAAGCAGAUCCCUGGAAAUAUUGUCUAUCCCUGGAGAAUGAACGCAGGUGUCGACAGAGGCUGGCGCCCAACUUGAGUCUAUACGAUCCAGACAAGAUAAAAAUAGGACAAAGUCAAAGCAAGGGAAAGAACCAGGAGAGAUGGGCUGCAGUCUUGGUCUCCCUCUGCUCUGUCGACGGGGAGCCGGCUUUUCUCUUCACUCUGCGCUCCAGCAUGCUGAAGGGCCGGCACAAAGGAGAUGUCAGCUUUGCAGGAGGUAAGAGUGAUCCGUCAGACAGAGAUGUCGUGGACACAGCGUUGAGGGAAGCCAGGGAGGAGCUGGGCGUCACUGUGCCAAUGGAGAGGGUCUGGGGCACCAUGAAGCCUCUCAGGGACCGGUCGGGGAUGAUCAUCGCUCCUGUGUUGGCUAACCUCGGCCCCUUAGAGGAUUUAUCCUUCAAACCAAAUCCCGGAGAGGUGGAGGACAUUUUCACCAUGUCUUUGUCCCACCUGUGCAACCCUCAGAACCGAGGCUACACAAACUUUCGCACCGGUGACAAGUACGGCUACACUCUGCCAGUGUUUCGUAACGGGAAGUAUCGAGUGUGGGGUCUCACGGCUAUGGCCCUAGACUACACCCUGAAACUCGUUGUCCCUCGUUAGCAGCUCAUUCGCAGCUAAUCCAGUUUGAAGUUCAGUUUUUCGGUACCAAAGUACACCCUCAACCUUCAUGUGACUGAAAGAUCUUAAUGUGGAAUAAAAUGUGCAAUCAAGCUUUGUUCAACAAUACCAUGUCAGGAAUCACUGAAUAUAAAAUAUGGUUAUUUCUGAAGAUGA